This is a messenger RNA of Linum trigynum, 696 nucleotides long. The record is from the annotation of a GenBank genome assembly. NCBI's taxonomy places the organism in Eukaryota, Viridiplantae, Streptophyta, Magnoliopsida, Malpighiales, Linaceae.
AUGAUGCGUGGGCUAAGCGGAUUUGGUUGGGAUCCGGUGCAAGAAUGUAGUAAUGCAGACAAGGCAGUUUGGGACGUAUUCAUUGCGCAAAACCCAACCUGUAAAAGCUAUAAGGGACUUACAUUCCCACAAUUCGAUGACCUUGCACCGGUGUUCGCCAAUGGACGUGCCACCGGAAGUGGAGGAAUCUUAGGAAAUGAUCCGGAUAUUAAUGUUGAUGCCUCUGAUAGUGGCUCGGAGGAUGAUGAAGACCAUCCGCUCUUUAUGGAUGGUAUGGUCCCUCCUGCAACGGAUGAAGACAUGUUUAAUAUCAUAAAUGAGGGUGUGGCAGAGAAGAAUCAGAACCAAAAGAAGAGAUCAGCCAAGACUACCCAUGGUGGAUCAUCAAAGAAGACGAAAGGUCCAGCAGCACCAUCUAAUGAUAAUGGCCCUGAAAUGUCUAAUGAAAUGGCACUAAUGAGGCCGCUGAUCAAGGAGUCAUUUGACACAAUUGCUAGAGCUCUAGGAGAGAGUGAGGAGCAUGAUAAAAUGCGAAAGGAGUUGAUGACAAAUUUGGACAAGCUUGAGGGCCUCACCCAACUACAGAAGGUGCAGGGAUUUAGGAGACUCAAUGCCACACCUUCAGAUUUGAAGAGUUUCUAUGAACUGGACAAAGGAAACAGGCUGACCAUUGUUCUUGAUCUGCUGUCAAAUUGA